Molecule: messenger RNA, 2137 nt
Organism: Ceutorhynchus assimilis (cabbage seed weevil)
Lineage: Eukaryota; Metazoa; Arthropoda; Insecta; Coleoptera; Curculionidae
Source: the annotation of a GenBank genome assembly
GGAGUGGAUGCUGUGCUUGGCUUGAAUGUGGAAUGAGUGUCGUGGUUGGAUGGGACAAAAUUUGUUGUUUAUUUCUUUUUUUUUUGUUUUGGCAUUUUUGGUUUGGUGCUGACAAACAUAACGAUUAAUCCACCAUGGCACUAGCAAAAGGCAAACUCCCUUACGAUGAUCAACAAUUGCACAACACUGUUUACGAGCAUUAUUUGUCACACCAAACCACCUUACGUGAUGGGUUAAAUUCGUUGAGGGAAAAAGGAGAACUACUCGACAUCACUCUGAUCAUAGAAGGACACAUUUUCAGAGCACAUAAAGCUGUUUUAUCAGCGUGCAGUGAUUACUUUAGGGCUAUGUUCACUGACAAUAUGCUUGAAGCUACACAAAAUGAGAUUUGUUUAAAUGGACUCAGUGCCAACGGUUUCGAUCCACUUCUUGAAUACGCUUAUUCAGGCUACCUUACCUUAAACUUGGCCAAUGUCCAAGAUGUAUUGGCUGCGGCUUCGCACAUACAAAUGAUCAAGUGCGUUUAUACAUGUGCAGAGUACUUGCAGUCCCAAAUCGAUUUAGAUAAUUGUUUAGAUAUAGCCACUAUUGCCGAAACGUAUUCUUUAGAAACGCUCAAAGUGAAGGCAUAUAGAUUUAUAAGUGGAAGAUUGAUGAAAUUUUCUACAAGCUCCGGUUUCUACAAUUUACGCCCUGUACAGCUAGAGACUCUUCUUGCCUAUGAUUUUCCUGUGGAUUGUGCCGAAGCCGAUGUUUUCAGCAUAAUUUUAUCUUGGUUUUUCCAUGUGGACAAUAAGCUUGAUGUUCACACUGAUUAUGCUCGUCGAAUAAUGAAAUAUAUUAACUUUGAAGAUAUAUCGGACAGAAGAUUUUAUAGCAUUUUGGAAAGUUUUUUCCAAGAUACAAACGACCAGUGGCAGAUUAUCAGAAACAUUAUUCAAGAAAGCUUCUUGCAAACCAGGGAGUGUUUGUUUUCUUCGCCGAUGAUGGACCCUUUGCUUAAUUCAAGGGGUAUGGAACAGGCCAUUUUAAGUAUCGGCGGUUUUGGUGGGAGUGGACUUACAAAUGAGAUAGAUUACACUUUCACCAAGAGAAGAAAAUGGAUGCGGUUAACGACUAUACCUCACCUGGAACAGUGUAAUUAUGGCACGGCUGUGUACGACAAUGAAUUGUAUAUUGUUGGGGGUUGUUUCAAUCAGUGUCUGGAAGAACAUGUUCAUCCCUUUGGAUUUAAAUACAAUCCGAGAUUUGACAAAUGGACAUCAAUAGCACCAAUGGAAAUGGAAAGGUGCCGGUUUAGUUUGAAUGAAUUAGGAGGUUUAUUGUAUGCUGUAGGAGGCAGCAUUGACGCUGAUCGAAUUGGAACCAGUAUUUGCGAAUGUUAUAACCCUGCGAGAGAUACCUGGUACAGGAUCCAGGACCUUCCGGCUCGUAUAUCUCAACACGCCGGCGCAAGCAUGGAAAAUUCUUUGCACAGUAAGCUAUUUAUUAGUGGCGGAAUUGAGAGGGAUUGGAGUGAAAUUUGUCUUGCGACCGUUUAUUGCUACGAUACUGGCCUGGAAAGAUGGACUACAUGUGCACCAUUGCCUACACCUAGAGCCGAUCAUGUCAUGUUAUCCAGAGGUAACGAAUUAUAUGCUUGCGGAGGAUGGACGUCAGUUGAUGACCGAGAGCUGGUUGACACGAUUGAUGUCUAUAAUGCAGAACAAGAUACAUGGAAGCCGCUCACUAAAGUUCCUACUCCUCGCUUCCACGCAGGUAUAACUCUAGUAAACGAUAGAAUCUACUUUAUAGGUGGUUUUCAAACAGAUACAUACAUGGAUGAAGAAAGGAAUCUUAUUGAAUGCUACGACAUAGAAAAUCAGCAGUGGACUGUUGAGAAUGAAUAUCCUGAACACGUCUCCGAGCAUACUUGCAUCACCUUGUAUAUACCAAAGGGCCGGGACGAUAAGGAAUUGUACGAUUUUGUUCAAUAGUAUUAUUUUUGGGACUCAAUAAUUUAUAUGAAUGUGUGAAUUUUUAUAAGUAUUAUAAAACAAAAAAUAUUUUUGUAUUUAUCAUUGUGACAUUACGGAAUUGUUAUUUUAUUGAAUAUAUAUAUUUUUUUUUAUUAUAAAACAGAAAAUCAUAACAACAA